Cololabis saira (Pacific saury) is the source of this 5397-nucleotide messenger RNA. It is a transcript of the gene jak1, whose product is annotated as Janus kinase 1. Gene Ontology annotation, biological process: cytokine-mediated signaling pathway; tyrosine phosphorylation of STAT protein; cell surface receptor signaling pathway via JAK-STAT. The coding region runs from base 267 to 3776 and encodes 1169 amino acids. Gene Ontology annotation, molecular function: non-membrane spanning protein tyrosine kinase activity; ATP binding; cytokine receptor binding. The record is from RefSeq and is a predicted model, not a curated record. Gene Ontology annotation, cellular component: cytosol; membrane; cytoskeleton. Lineage: Eukaryota; Metazoa; Chordata; Actinopteri; Beloniformes; Belonidae. The transcript is spliced from 25 exons.
GAAGGGGACAUUACUUGUCAGGAAGGGACGGCAGCAACAGAAGGCACUUUCUUUCCGAUUAGGCUUCUUUUUAACAUCACAAAAAGCUGUGGAAUUAACGCUUGGAUAAAACCCGUGUUUUCAAGGAAGUUUUGACAUCAAACCGACGACAAUAAGACACGUAAAAACCGCCAACUAAGCGAAGAUAUCUGAUGCUCUGAAACGAAACGGAAGUAACUUGCCAGCUGUCUGGCGACGCUUGCUUGUUCACUUUUUGGGGGAUCUGAAUGCCAACUAUAUGGGUGAUGGAGUUGGGCAGGCAACUCUGUUUGAAGAUGCGGAAAAACAGGAAGGCCCAACACACCUCCCUUCCUGCUUCCUUUUUGGGUCUGGAAAUCCACUUUUACGUUCCAGGAAAGCAACCGCUGCAGUACUUGAAAGGGUGCUACACUGCUGAGAAGCUCUGUGUGGCAGCUGCCAAGAGCUGCGAGAUUUCUCCCUUGUGCCAUAACCUGUUUGCCCUCUACAAUGACACAACUGGUGCUUGGUAUCCUCCUAGCUAUGAGUUCAAGAUCUCAGAUGAUACAAAUAUCAAGUUGCACUAUCGCAUGAGGUUUUAUUUCAGAAAUUGGCAUGGCACCACUGAAGGAGAGUCGCCAGUUUGGAGACACUGCAUCAGUAAACUGAGAGGACAAAACACACAGAAAAUACCAGAGGGAACACCUCUACUAGAUGCUGGUUCCCUGGAGUACCUGUAUGCCCAGGGUCAGGAUGACUUCCAGACAGGCAUGGUUCCACUGAGGACUUCCCAGUCAGAGGCAGAGCAACACGAGAUAGAAAAUGAGUGUUUGGGGAUGGCUGUGCUUGCCAUCACUCACUUUGCCAUGAGCAUGAAUAUGCCACUGCCAACUGCUUCCCGUGAAAUCAGUUACAAACGUUUCAUCCCAGAGUCCUUGAACCUCAACAUUAAGCAGCGGAACAUCCUGACACGCAUUCGCAUCAACAACGUGUUCAAGAAAUUCCUGAGUGAGUUCAACAGCGGCACAGUCAGGGACAGUAAAAUCACGGCGUACGACCUGAAGAUCAAGUACCUGGCCACACUGGAGGGGCUGACCGGCAACUUGGGCUGUGAGCUUAUCGAGCCCAUCGCGCUCAACGUGGUGCAGGAAGGAGACCUCUGCAAUGGAGCAUACUAUGGUUACUACAGUCAGAGCCAAGGCCAAAGUCAGCCUCUGUGUCAGAACGGGGAGACGUGCCAUGACAUGCAGGUCCUUGUUACUGGUGUUGCUGGAAUUUCCUGGAGGAAGAAACCGUCCUCUGAGUCUGCAAUCUCCAAAGAAAAGGCCAAGACAAAGAAGAACAAACAAGACAGCAAGCAGAAAAAUGAAAAGAAAGAUGCAAAUGAUGCCUGGACUAUGUUCUGUGACUUCCAUGAAAUCACACACACGGUUAUCAAAGAGACAACCGUCACCAUCAUAAGACAGGACAACAAAAAGAUGGAGGUGAAAAUGGCUUCUAAGGCUGAGGCUCUGUCCUUUGCAGCCCUUGUGGACGGUUACUUCAGGCUGACUGUGGAUGCCCAUCACUACCUGUGCAAGGAGGUGGCCCCACCUUCAGUAGUGCACAACAUCAACAGCGGCUGCCACGGACCCAUCUGUACGGAGUAUGCGGUUCACAAGCUGCGACAGGACGGGAACGAGGAGGGCUCAUACAUCUUGCGCUGGAGCUGCACUGACUAUGAGUUUAUCAUCAUCACUGUCGUCUGCCAAGAGGAGUCUCGUGCUGUGCGCCAGUACAAGAACUUCCAGAUUGAGGUGUUUUCCAGUGGCUACCGUCUGUUUGACACCGAGACAUUUCGGCCCACCCUCAAAGAGCUGUUGGAGCACCUCGAAGGCCAGAGUCUUCGCACCGACAACCUCCACUUCCAGCUGCUCCGCUGCUGUCCUCCCCAACCAAGAGAGAUUUCUAACCUCCUGGUGGUGACGAAGGACAGAGUGCAGGCCCACCAGACACCCAUGCAGGAGAGUCAGCUCAGCUUUCACCGCAUUCUUAAGGAGGAGAUAGAACAGGAGGAGCACCUCGGUCUAGGCACAAAAACCAACAUCUAUUCAGGCACUCUGAAGGUGAAGAGCGAGGACGAGGAGGAUGCAGGUUACACAUCCUUCCAGGAGGUCAAGGUGGUCCUCAAGGUGCUGGGUUCUGGACACAGGGACAUCUCUUUGGCUUUCUUUGAAACUGCCAGUAUGAUGCGGCAAGUGUCCCACAAACACAUUGUGCUGCUUUACGGAGUGUGUGUUCGCCACCAGGAGAAUAUCAUGGUAGAGGAGUUUGUCCAACUAGGACCACUGGACGUGUUUAUGAGGAGACAGCAAACUCCACUCGGCACCCCGUGGAAGUUACAGGUGGCCAACCAGCUGGCCUCCGCUCUCAGCUACUUGGAGGACAAAAAGCUGGUUCACGGCUUUGUGUGCGCCAAGAACAUUCUGCUGGCCAGAGAGGGGCUGAGUGCAGAUGAAGGGGGGCCGUUUAUCAAGCUCAGUGACCCCGGAAUACCAAUUACAGUGCUCACCAGAGAGGAGUGUGUGCAUCGUAUCCCUUGGAUCGCUCCGGAGUGUGUGAAGAAUGCAUCAUCGCUCAGCGUGGCAGCUGAUAAAUGGGGAUUUGGUACCACCCUGUGGGAGAUCUGCUAUAACGGAGAUGUUCCCCUGAAAGAGAAGAAACUAACGGAGAAGGAGAGAUUUUAUGAGAAGGAGUGCCAGCUGGCCACCCCUGACUGCAAAGAGCUGGCUGAUCUCAUGACCCACUGCAUGAACUACGACCCGAAGAAGAGACCGUUCUUCAGGGCCAUUGUCCGAGACAUCGACAUGCUGCCAAACCCAUUUAUUCCGCCCCAGCCCACGCCUGAUGUGGACCCCACCGAGUUUGAAAAACGCUUCCUGAAGAAGAUCCGAGAUCUGGGAGAGGGUCACUUCGGUAAGGUGGAGCUUUGCCGCUACGAUCCCCGUGGAGACCGGACGGGCGAGAUGGUGGCGGUGAAGUCGCUGAAGCCCGAGAGCCGGAAGGAGCAGAGCAACAACCUCUCCAGAGAAAUCGACAUCCUGAAGGACCUGUACCAUGAAAACAUCGUCAAGUACAAGGGGAUCUGCAAAGAAGAGGACGGUCAGGCCAGUAAGCUGAUCAUGGAGUAUCUUCCACUGGGCAGUCUGAAGGAGUAUCUGCCCAGGAACAAGAACAAGACGAGCCCCAGCACGCUGCUCAGUUACUGUGUCCAGAUAUGCAAGGGAAUGGACUAUCUGGGAGAACAGAAUUACAUCCACCGUGAUUUGGCAGCCCGAAACGUGCUGGUGGAAAACGAGAAGACGGUGAAGAUCGGAGAUUUCGGCCUCACCAAGAGCAUCAAAGACAAUAACGGCUAUUACACCGUCAGGGACGACCACGACAGCCCUGUGUUCUGGUAUGCUCCAGAGUGUCUUACCUCGUGCAAGUUUUACCUCGCUUCAGACGUUUGGUCCUUCGGGGUGACGAUGUACGAACUCAUGACCUACUGCAACCAAACCAAGAGCCCCAUGACGUGCUUCCUCAGUAUGAUCGGUGCAACUCAAGGUCAGAUGACCAUUAUCCGCCUGGUGAAGGUGUUGCAAGACGGGAACAGGCUGCCCCGUCCCGACGACUGUCCCGAGCCCGUGUACGAGCUGAUGCGGAGGUGCUGGGAACACGCGCCCGAGAAGAGGAUCUCCUUCAAGCGCCUGAUCGAGGAGCUGACCGCCCUGCAGCUCCAAUCACAGAGCGUCCCGUAGGCGUCGCCCGCCGGCCGCUCUAGGACUGAAGCUCCACUCGCAGCUUACGUAGGACCUAGAUGCAAACUGCAAAAGCGAUUCCCCAUGGACGUGCGCUUGUUCAGCCUCACGACGCCACCCACCCACUUUAUACUCCACAAUCAUGGCAAACAGACUAAAAAAAACAACUUUAAUUUUAUUAUGCUACGUCCUAAUUUCUUUUUUUCCGUCAUAUUAUCCUGAUAUCUCGCUUUGGAUGCUGAAUAUUUGUGUUAAAACCUGUAGCCUUGGUCCGUGACCGGACGUUUAGCUGGUCACCUCACGAGGACUUGCAGCAGAUACGGAUGUAGCUGACGGAUGGAAGAAAAGCUGAAACCCUGGCUUUUUAUGGUUGAGUGGGGGCGACGAUCGCUGAUAAAUCAAGUUCAGAAGCACUUGGAUGCGGACAAUGAAGCAGAUGUUACCACGGAUACUGAAGAUGAUCUUUGUACCACUGCACCUUCAUGGACUCCUGAUCGGGAGAAUGUUGCCUGGAUUUCUGUUAAUUCGUCUGUUUUUUUUUUUGUUGAAAUCAUAAAUGUGUUUACUGUUCUUUAUGUGCAAAUGCAGCCUUUCACUGUUUCAAAAUAAGUAAACAUUCAAUACUUGCAAGUGUUAGAUUUGUAAAUGUUGAGAUCUGGAUUGGACAAAAAUGAUUUGAAACCUUAUUAGAAAUCUUUGUGAGAGGUUUGGGCUGCAUUUGCACAUGAACAGAUUUAUAUUUGUUAUGUUUCAGUUAUAAUAUAUUUAGCAUCCGAGUACCCGAGCCUAAAAUCUAUAACAUGCAAGUUAAGAGAUGUGAUGCGAGUAGCAAGUCUCCUAGAGACACUUGAGGGUAUGCAGCAGUUCUGACCAAUACAGCCUAAAAUAAAACGUCUUGCUGUAAUCCAGAGGAACGAGAGCACUAGUGGCAGCGGGGUAAAACUGUUUGCUUUUAUUUUUUUACUAUAAUUCACCAAUAUUUUAUAUUACUGUACUGUAUGUGCCAGGAGGUUCUUGUGUUUGAUAACAAUUAGCGGGCAUCGUCAUGACAACUGAGCCAGAUCUCCAUCCCGUGACACCAGAGGCAUUUGUUGAGACGACAAAGAUGUGCUUCAGUCCACAUUUUAUUUAGGAAUGUAAAAGACAAUUUUUUCUCUGCUCUAAAUAAGAGAAAAGAAAUAUAUAGAUAUAAUUUUUUUCCCCCCAAAAAAAGACAAAAGUAUCCAUAAAUACACAGUGGAAAAAAAUAAAUAAAUAAAAGUCAAUGUUUGUCUUCUGUCUAAAGCGAUAUCAAUAACUAUCAAACGGUUUGUUCUAUAUAAUACAGCUGUAAACAGGCAUGCUAAAAUUGCUGUAGAAAUACCAUAUUCACAGUAAAACAAUAUCCAUGUCAAUGUGAUAGAAAAUUUAGCAAAAUCUACAGUAUAGUUCAGAAGAAAAAUCUACAUAUUUGAAAAGCAAAAGCUGUUUAAAGAGCAAAAGCACAGCAAAUAAAUGGGCCGUGAAAUCAGAAAAUAUUUAAAUAUUGCAAAUCUGCGAUCGAAACACUCACACAGUCAUUUACUAUUGCAAAGUCCAGCCUUUCCACUGACCGUCCGUAAUAUUUAUGAUCAUGAAAAUG